UUAUUUACCAUGCAUAUAGAUUAGUAGUAGGUCAUAGAUGAACUGUUUUAGCUCAGAUUUGUAUACAUAUAUGAAAUAGAGAUAAUGGUUAAAAAUACACCUGAACAAUCACUUUCUGGCGGGUUUCACAUCAGUUUGUUCCUUUUCCUUACAUGAACUAAUGUAUUAAAACAACCUAGGUGAUAGUGGAGGUAGGAAAAGGAAUAACCGAUAGUUUGCCUAGUCAGUUUCGAAGUGUGUUUUAAUACAGAUGGUGAUAGUUCAGGUAGGAAAAAGGAACAACAGGUAGUUUAAGUGCGAAACUCGUGAAAAAUUGAUAGUUCAGGUGUGAUAUUAUCAUCAACUCUAUAAAACAUAAUGAAGAUUCGGACUAAUUUCUUGUUUAUUAGAACAAUUUUUUUGAUUUCACGUUGAAAUUCGUUUUCAGAUUGAGGAAUAAGGAUGUCGAUAAUCAGCGAUGCAAUGGUGAUGAAAUCAGCAGAUUCACAAACAGUUAAAGCAAAACUUACAGCACCAAUAGAUGUUGAUUUCGCUAAAUGCGAUUGCUGCGGUUUGACAGAGGAAUGCACUCUAUCAUAUAUAGAAACAAUUCGCCAGCGGUAUCAAGGGAAGUGGAUUUGCGGAUUGUGUGCUGAGGCAAUCAAAGACGAGAUCAUACGAUGCGACAUGCUUAUCAGUACUGAAGAGGCCUUGAAUCGUCACCUCAACUUCUGUAAGAACUUCAGUUCGUCUAGCCCGCCUUUAAAUCCGACUGUUCAUUUAAUCGCUGCGAUGAGGCAGAUUUUGAGGAGGAGUUUGGAAUCUCCCAAGUUGCUUAGGUCGAUGUCUAGUACUCCAGCAGAAAAUAGUGGAGAGAUGAAACACGCGGUGAUUAUUCGAUCGGAGAGUUGUAUCCCAGCAAUUUCGUUGGGAUUGGAUGGAGGUUGUGAAUGAAACAUUGAAUCCGUUUUCAACUCAGGCAUGUUGGGGAAAUUACUCAAGUAACGUGUUAAUUUAUGUUAAGACAACAGGGCAAUUGGCAGUUUUAUUAUGGAAUGGAAUAGUACUACUUGCUCUAAAUUUACUGUUGGUCAGUGUGUUUGAAUUGUAGUACUAACAUUUACUUUGCCCAACAGAUUUUGCAGUUUUGAUUAGCUCUUUAUGUGUCCUGUAAAUAUUCAUUUAUAUGAGAAAGCCUUCUUUUAGCUUACAAGCUA
Molecule: messenger RNA, 1196 nt
Organism: Lycium barbarum (goji berry)
Lineage: Eukaryota; Viridiplantae; Streptophyta; Magnoliopsida; Solanales; Solanaceae
Exons: 1
Coding region: 442-933 (163 amino acids)
Source: RefSeq, a predicted model, not a curated record